UCUGGUCGCAGGAACGGGAACGCGUAAUCCUCAGCGUGCUCCAUCCCAGCAGCAUCCUUCCACGGCUCGGCAGGGCAGCGAGCCUCCGGGCACCAGCCCCUCUGCUCCGCGGAAAAGCCUGAUGAAGUCCUCCGAUAUCGAUCAGGAUUUAUUUACAGACAGUUACUGCAAGGUGUGCAGUGCACAACUGAUAUCCGAAUCUCAGCGUGUGGCCCAUUACGAGAGUCGAAAACAUGCAAGCAAAGUCCGACUGUAUUACAUGCUUCACCCCAGGGAUGGUGGGUGUCCUGCCAAGAGGCUCCGGUCAGAAAAUGGGAGUGAUGCCGAUAUGGUUGACAAGAACAAGUGCUGCACGCUCUGCAACAUGUCCUUUACCUCAGCGGUGGUGGCCGACUCACAUUACCAAGGCAAAAUCCAUGCCAAAAGGUUAAAACUGUUGCUAGGAGAGAAAACUCCACUGAAGGCCACAGCAACCCCCCUGAGCUCCCUUAAGCCUCCGAGGGUGGACACUGCUCCGGUGGUCGCCUCUCCCUAUCAGAGAAGAGACUCAGACAGAUACUGUGGGCUUUGCGCAGCCUGGUUUAAUAAUCCUCUGAUGGCCCAGCAACAUUACGACGGCAAGAAACACAAAAAGAACGCGGCACGAGUUGCUUUGUUAGAACAACUUGGGACAACUCUGGAUAUGGGGGAACUAAGAGGUCUGAGGCGCAAUUACAGAUGUACCAUCUGCAGUGUCUCUCUAAACUCAAUAGAACAGUAUCAUGCCCACCUGAAAGGAUCUAAACAUCAGACCAACCUGAAGAAUAAAUAGUGAAAGCAUCAAUCAAGAAAUGAGAAAAAUAUCAGGAUUUCUCUACCAUGGAGAAUUGCUUAUCAACCACCAGAGGAUUCUUUCUUGAACAAUGAACAUUUCUUACGAGGAUUCACAAAUUAACAUAUGACUAAUCUUAGUUUUGGGGAGUAAAUGAGCUUUCUUUUUUUUUUAAUUUUGUGGUAAGUUGUGAUGUGUGGAUGGAUUUUUAAAUUCUUUCCUGAUAAUAUAUUCAGCUCAUGUUAAAUUACAACCCUAUAAAAACAGUGGGAGCAUCGUUUAAACUUAAAGACAGUGGAAAGAUCUUUAUCUCCAAAUUAUUCUAGACUCCUUUAACAUAUAAAAUUAUUCUAUUAAAUCCUCGAUGAUUGAGAUGUAAGCCACCUCUACCAAGAAACAAACAUUAUUUUUUCAUCAUGUUGAACAUGACAAUGGCAACAUGCACUGAACCAGAAAGAAUCACUAUUAGUAGAAGAUAAGUAAUGAAUGCAAAUUCUGGUCCUUCUCGUUUUGCCUUCAAAAAUGUGAGCCAGGUUUGCCAUCUGAAUAAUGAGAAGGAAGCUGGUAAAUAAAGGAAGAAUCCCCAUCUCUGUUUUCUGAUCCUUCAAAGAACAGUUUCUCAAGGUUAAGCCAAGUCCUCUUUGCAAGCUGCCAAAAUAAUAGCUUAGGAAAAAAAUUAGUUUGCCUGCAUGAUGAUCCUCUUAGGCAAAAAAGUCUUCACAGCAGUUGACCUUGAUGAAAUGUUUUCCCAAAGGCUUCCAAAAGAAGAAUUAUAAAUCCCGGAAUGAGAGAGAAGUAAAUGAAUAUUUCUUAUGAAGUUGGCCUGACUUGUGAGCUUUAAUGUGGGGUACUGAUGAUAUGGAAAAAAGUAAAUUCUGAAGAAUGACAACCUUGGGUAUGAUGAGGUCCCCUAUUCCUCUGUUUCUCACUGAUGCCCUCUUUCUGAGCCAAGAUUCAAUCACUUUGGAAAAAGCAUCAGUGGCCAAUAUGGCCAACUGGAACACUUACUCUCUGGUGGGGAAUGUCUCUAAGAAUAAAUCAUAAAGCUCUUUCUCUAGGUUUAAUUAUUCUCCACCGGGGCUGGAUGUGGUGUCCUGCAGGCUGGCUGCAAAGCCAGGCAUUUAGCUUCUAUUCAUGAUGCUUCUCAGUGCUCUCUGGCUGGGGUUACCCUUUGUUCAUUGUGACCACAAGCAACUGAUCUCUGGAUGUCAGCGUUUCUGGUUGCCUAUUGUUUUUCUACAGAGAGCUGAGGUGGUUAUAUCUCAGUGAGCAAUAAAUGAAAUGACUUAGAAAUGCACAGCAUUGUUAUUAAGGUCUCUAAAAUUUGGCUCCAUCCCUGGAGGCGGGCCCACUCAGGAGGGACCAGGGUGGCCAGUUUCCAUGCCUGCAGAAGAAACAGCCACACCAGCCACAGCUGUCCUGUUGGAAAGAAGGAAGGUUUCGAUGGGAAGCAACCUAUUUUGCUGUUUUGGAAAGCACACAAAAGAGCUACCAACCUCCAAUGAUGACUUUAGUUCAAAUGUGUAAAAUAUGGCUUUAUUUGUCAAUUCUGCUGUAAAAUAAGCACUGUCCAUGUUUAAAAAAAAAGUCUUUGUUUUCCUUUGUGUUCAGUGUGUGAGCUCAUGCCCUCAGGUGUUUUUGUUUUUGUGUUUUUAAUAAUCUAAUAUAGUGUAGAUGAGCCUAUGAACAGAGAUCUCUUUUCUUUUACAGAGAGGCUCUGCCAACAUCUAUAGAUAAGCUUCCAGAUAUAAUAAUCUGAUUAUUUUAGAAUUCUUCAUUGAAGCACCAUUGCUUGCUGGCAAGCUGUCCAGUGAAAGUGAAUGAAUACCCUGCCAAAGACUUUAUUUUCAAAUCUCUUUACAUAUUUCGCCCAUGGAGAUAAGGGAAAUUAUCAUUCCAGGGAACCAUGGAGGUGAUGUGUAUGUUCAGCUUUAAACAAAAAGAACCUAUGGAUAUACUUAUAUUUUGGGAAGUCUUAAAUGGAAACAUUCCUGCUUGGAUAGC
This is a messenger RNA of Artibeus jamaicensis (Jamaican fruit-eating bat), 2815 nucleotides long. It is a transcript of the gene ZMAT4, whose product is annotated as zinc finger matrin-type 4. Gene Ontology annotation, molecular function: zinc ion binding; nucleic acid binding. The record is from RefSeq and is a predicted model, not a curated record. The transcript has 7 exons. Lineage: Eukaryota; Metazoa; Chordata; Mammalia; Chiroptera; Phyllostomidae. The coding region runs from base 122 to 811 and encodes 229 amino acids.